AUGACAUUAACAAGAAGGCAAAAACGUGAUACCCUGACGCACGUUGAAAAUGCCAUGGAAGAUGUCAGAGGGAAAAUAUACGGCUUAAGGUCGGUAAACGCUACUUUUGAGAAAGACCCCGUAAACCUGGAAACAAACUCGAUUGGCGUGAAUACACCAAAAUGUGUCAUACGCAAAAACGUGGUAAAUUGCUCAAACGUAAUUUAUCACAACAAGAAAACGUGGAGACAAUCUAGACUGCACAUAGACACCGAAAUACAACAACUCAAGCAAAAACUCGAAACGUUAAAAUACAUCAGGAAGCACCUGAAGAGAACAAAACCAAGCGACGUUGAUGAAGAUGAAGACGACGACGACGAUUCCGAAGAAAUGGAUUCCAUUCAAAAUGGAACGAGUCGUUCGGAAUUGCCCGCAUUUAACGAAUUGAACCCAUCAAGAAUAGACCUUUUUUCCACGCAUAUAAACAAUUUAAAUGUAACGAAGAUAAAUAAAAGAAAACGAAAACGGCCGUUAGUCUUUGACGAGCUGAAUUCGAGGCCGGCUAAAAGAAGGAAAUACCACAACUUGAAUAAUCCAGUCGAAUCUGAAAAUACAAGAACCUCGUUUAGUUCUUCUACAGUUGAAUUUACCACGCGCACUCCUUAUACAGAUCAUACAAAUCCGCAUCGACAUCAACAUAAACUCCACCAUGUAACGCAGUCGCCAUACAUAACGAGUGCGAUGCUUCCGAAAAAUACCAAUGCCAAGAAAAAAAUCAAUAAUUGGACGACAAAGGUUAGUAAUUUUUUAGCAAUUAUUUACAAUACAAAUCAUUCUGAUGCAAAAAAAAUCAUACCUAUUCUAGACUUGUUAGUUUAA
Molecule: messenger RNA, 858 nt
Organism: Brassicogethes aeneus
Lineage: Eukaryota; Metazoa; Arthropoda; Insecta; Coleoptera; Nitidulidae
Source: the annotation of a GenBank genome assembly